GAACGUUGUGGUCAAGUGGAAGUUCUGAACCCUCGUUACUUCCCCAUUUUGGCAAGCGCUUAGCUGAAGAUGAGAAGGAACGGCCACGUAAGUGAGUUGUACUCUUUUUCCGUGCUCAGAGUCUUGUUCCUUCUUCUCCAUCAUUCUCACCACAAGCAUCACCAUAUCAACAGUCAUUGCCCGCAACACUGAUAUCAAUUGCAUCAACCGUCAAAGCUGCCAUUCUUAAUGACGAAACCCAAGAAAGCCGCCCGUCUUCAGCGACAGACAUCAGAAAAGCUCCAGCAGACUAGAAGUAUAACAAUAAUCCCAAUCCACCGUGAAUCAAUCGUGAACACAGGCCACAAUAUCACUGUUCGGAGACCUUCAGAGACAGUGACAACCGGCCAGACGACUAUUAUUCGGAGACCCUCUGGAACAAUGGCCCUUGGCAGAUGUGUGCCCAGCGGUAAUGGCACCACAACAAAUCAGAACAGGUCCUGGCAUGACCACCUUCCGCCUCAGACUGACCAAUGGAUGGCCAAAUUCUGUGUUGAACCUAUUGGAGGCUUGGAUUGUUUUACAUGCUGCCUCGGGUGCUUGAUUCCAUUCGCACUAUAUGGAAAGGUGAACUGGAGGCUAAAGCGAAAGUCACUCGGUGAAGAUGUCUUUGCUUUCAAGCCUUCACACGGCUGCAAUGGUCCAUGUUGGGCAUACUGCGCCUGUAGCAUGAUCGGUGUUGGCUGUUGGCAUGGGGUACUCAGUGGUAAAUUCUCUUAAAACAUCAUAUGCCUCAAUGAUCAAGUCACGAAAAUUAAGAGGGUUAAAGAGAAUACUAACAGAUUUGUUAAACUAGGCAUUGCUGCAGGGCU
Hyaloscypha bicolor E is the source of this 851-nucleotide messenger RNA. RefSeq lists its product as uncharacterized. Bases 229 to 759 code for a protein of 176 amino acids. NCBI's taxonomy places the organism in Eukaryota, Fungi, Ascomycota, Leotiomycetes, Helotiales, Hyaloscyphaceae. The record is from RefSeq and is a predicted model, not a curated record. The transcript is spliced from 2 exons.